UGCCUCGUACUUGAGCAGUGUUUUGCUUUACCUCCUGAAGAAGUGACAGGCGUAACGUUACGGGAGAAGUUUUUUUUUUUCUAGCUUCGCCUUUCCUCUUCAUCAUGGAGGUUCAAGCACAUUUCUCCCGGGAGGAAAUCAACAGCACGGUGUGGGAAGUCCCGGAGAAAUACACACGACUCAAACAGAUAGGGACCGGGGCGUACGGCUCGGUGUGCUCAACAAUAAAUGAGAAGACUAAAGAGAAAGUGGCCAUUAAGAAGCUCCACAGGCCCUUCCAGUCAGAGAUCUUUGCUAAGAGGGCCUACCGAGAGCUUCGACUGCUCAAACACAUGAAGCAUGAAAAUGUGAUAGGACUUCUUGAUGUGUUUACACCUGCCUCGUGUUUCGAUGACUUUCAAGACUUCUACCUGGUGAUGCCUUACAUGUUUACUGACCUGUCCAAGGUGCGAGGUCACCUCUCAGAAGACAAAGUCCAGUUUCUUGUCUACCAGAUGCUUUGUGGACUCAGGUACAUUCACAAGGCUGGAAUCAUCCACAGGGAUCUUAAGCCUGGAAACUUGGCUGUGAACCAAGACUGUGAACUGAAGAUCCUGGAUUUCGGGUUGGCUCGCGGUGCUGAUGCUGAGAUGACGGGCUACGUGGUGACCCGUUGGUACAGGGCGCCUGAGGUCAUUCUGAACUGGAUGCACUACACCCAGACUGUGGACAUCUGGUCUGUGGGCUGUAUUAUGGCAGAAAUGAUCAACGGAAGAACCCUUUUCAAAGGGAAAGACUACAUGGACCAGCUGACUCAGAUCUUGAAAGUGACUGGAGUACCUGGAGCAGAGUUCAUACAGAAGCUGGACAGCCUAGAGGCCAAAAAUUAUAUUAAGGGUCUUCCUCACUAUCCCAGAAAAGACUUCUCAACGUUGUUCCCCAGAGCCAGUGCAAAGGGUAUCGACCUGCUGGAGAAGAUGCUUGUUCUGGACGGAGACGAGAGGCCCACAGCCGAACUAGCCCUCGAGCACCCAUAUUUUGACAGCCUGAGGGAGCCAGACGACUUUCCUGAGCCUGCGACAUACGAUGACAGCCAUGACAACGCCGCACUGUCCCUGGAUGAGUGGAAGCGGUUAUGUUUCAGAGAGGUGAAAAGCUUUGUCCCAUUCCCACGGCGGGACUCCAAGAGAAAAAACACCCUGACUAUGUCUCCGUGACCUGAUGAAUGUCUUGUAACUACUGAUGCCCCAACCUACACAGCAUACUGCCAAUGGUGCCCUUGUAUAUUUCAACCAUGGAUUCACUCGAGUUCUUUUAUCCUUGAUAUGUUUAGAUUUUGAAUCAGUAUUCAGAGAGUGAAAACUGUCAUACUUUUUUUUUUUUGUGCAAUUGUUUUGUCAGUGUAAAUUGCUGUUUAUGUUACACAUUCCUUAUGAGCGGAUUGUCUGUGACCCAGAGUCACAGGGUUUACUGUAAGAUUUACUGUAAUGUUGUUUUACAAUUAAACAAUAAGACAA
Morone saxatilis (striped sea-bass) is the source of this 1496-nucleotide messenger RNA. It is a transcript of the gene mapk13, whose product is annotated as mitogen-activated protein kinase 13. The transcript has 12 exons. NCBI's taxonomy places the organism in Eukaryota, Metazoa, Chordata, Actinopteri, Moronidae. Gene Ontology annotation, molecular function: ATP binding; MAP kinase activity. The coding region runs from base 105 to 1196 and encodes 363 amino acids. Gene Ontology annotation, cellular component: cytoplasm; nucleus. Gene Ontology annotation, biological process: protein phosphorylation; intracellular signal transduction. The record is from RefSeq and is a predicted model, not a curated record.